AUGGAGGAAGAUCUUGCGAAGAAACGUGGUUUUAUCGAACUUACAUUGCGUGACGCUCUCAAACCAAAUCAAAAAGCAAGAAUGAUUUCAAGCGCAAUCAAAAUUCUUGACCAAAUCAAAGAAUUAGACCUACAUAACAAAGAUAACGAAGAAAUUCUGAAUAUGCUUUUAGAUACAAUACAUUGUCCAAACUAUUACAAAACAGAGAAGGCUAAGAAAUUUGUUGCUUCUAUUGUUCAUGUUGUGUUUUUCAAGUUACCAGAAAUUUGCGAACGUUUUAAAUCGAUUUUACGAAAUGAAAAGACAGAACAAGCAGAACAAUUUGGUGAAUUAUGUGUUACAGUGUGGUCAAAAUGCGAUGUUACCGAAAGAUCAACCUUUCAAGUUCAAUUAUUGAAGCCAAUUGCAGAAUGCGCAAUUUUAGCAGAGACACCUCAAUUCUCUAAGAACUGCCGCGCAUUCCUGGAAAAGUUUGGUGUCAAGAGAAGUCGAAGGAAAGAAUUGUGGACUGCACUUACUCACAUUUACGAGCCAAUUGUCUUUAGAUACUUGCAUGCAGCAAAUCCUCUUGUAAGAGAUAAUUCACUUUCGUUAUUUACAUCAUGCGCAUUCCCAAUCGAAUCAACAGAUUUUACCAAGGAAAGAAAAGAAGAGUUAAUGAAUAUUCAAAUCGAAGAAUUGAAUACAAUACUUAUGGAUGAUUGUCCUAAAGUUCGUGCUAACGCUGCCAAAGCAGUUUGCAGAUUAUUAUACCAAUAUUGGCAGAUUUUCCCAACAUCAGCACAAAAGAAGUUUCUUGAUACACUUACCAAAGAUCUUAGUCGUGAUGGAAAGUCCACAGCUGUCAGAGUUGCUGUUCUUGAAGGCUUGAAUUAUUUAUGUGGCCUUCAUGAUGGUAUGGACUUUGUUGCUCCAUACAUUGUUAAUAUUGUUGAGCGCUUACAUGAUCCGUCCGAGCAAGUUCGUAUUGCUUUCAUCAAAUUAUUAAAUACUGUUAGCACACAGUCAAAUGUCAACAUUUUCAAGGUGAUCCAUAUAGAUCAUUUCAUUUACAGGAUGAGUGUUGAUAGUGAUCAAGUUGUAGAGAAUAUUGUUGAGCUUUUGAAGCCAUCAAUGUUCGCAUUCACUGUCAAACCUUCAAAGAACAGAAAUAGUGAAGAGGAUCUCAAGAGAAAGCUUAACAAGCUCAGAUGUGCACGUUGCAUUUACCUUUGCCAUCGUAGUCUCCAAGCAGCAACAAAAUUUUAUUCAAUUCUUACAAAAUCAGCAUUAACUGAUGACAUGCUUGAUUUUAUCCAUGUUUUAUACUUCUGGAGCCAAAAAACAGCAUCAGGAGACCCUACUCUCCAACUUCCUGCUGUCCAACAGAUCAAUUCCGAAGAAUGCGCUCUUCCUGCUUUCGAAUGCGAAGAUGAUUUGGUCAGAUUAUACAGAAUAGAAAACAACAUUGAAGAAAAUGAUGAAGAAGAAGAGAAAUCAAUACCAGAGCAUGUUGCUGUCUGGUCAGUCAUUUCAGGCGUGAUGAAUGUUCUAGGAAAAAUGGUGAAAGAUGAAGCGCAAAUACAAGAAAUCAGAGAAAAAACAUUCCCUGGUUUCAACGCGAAAGAAAUCUUUUCAAGAUUACCAUCAUCUCUACACCAGUCAUUCUUUGGAUUGUUGAAAGUACUCGGAAAAGACAACGACUCAACAGAUGUUGUUUUUGAGUAUCUUUCCUCCGAAAAGAAUUCUGCUUGGUCGGAAGCAUUGAAUUGUCUCACUCAAUGGGGAGCUUUAAGUGAUUACUUAGUUACACAGACAAAGAUACUUACAGAAGCAUUGAACGGAGAAGAUGGAGAGAUGUCGAAUGAAGAAAGAUCUGCUAAGAUUACAAGAUCAGUCAGAUAUCUGAUGUUCAUGUUUUCAACAUCCGAAAUCCGUUCAAAGAUUGACAAAGACAUGAAAACAAUUGAAACAUUGCUCAGUGCUGUUAAUGAGAUAUUCCCAAUGCUUUACGCAAAGCUUGGAUAUGAAGGUGGAACAAACACUUUACCACAAGAUAAGCUCUCUAUUGCAGAAUCAUUAUCAACAGAUUGCUAUGUAAUGGCUGUCAAAUUAGUUGUUACAUUAAGAAUUAAUUUGUCAUUUAGUUUGAUGGCUGAUAAUGAUAUGGAUGCUUAUAACAAGUUCAUAGAAGUAAUAGGAAGAGAAGUAUUCAUACAAAUGAUGAAUGACAUCAAGGAUAAUUUCUUCCCAGAAAAUAUUCCUCUGAAAUCAUUGCAAUACGAAAUAUUUGUUACAAUUUUAACCUUGAUGACUGAUUUGAUUUCAUUGCAUAUAUUCGAUGGACAGUUAUUAUUAGAUGCAAUAGAAGAAAUCAAAUCAAUUGCUUCUAAUGAAGGAAUGGAAGGUCAUGAACUUAAGAACAUUUCUUUGAAAUGUUUGUCUAAAAUUACAGAUUCGUUAGCUGUUGAUGCAACUAAUUUGACUGGUGAAGACCAUCCUGCAGCUAAAUUAUUAAAGUUCGUUAUUGAUAGUUCAAAGGAUGAAGAGAAUUGCCAGAUUGUAUCACAGUUGUUAGAUAGCCUCGUUAAGACACAAAAGAAGAAGAAAUAUAUUCCUUGGCUUGUUGGAAUUCUUGGAGAUCUUGCUGUUGCGGAAGAUGAAGUACCAGAUUUGUUGCUUGAAUCAGUUCAGAAAUGCUUGGCUUCAUUGAAAGGAAAGAAGAACCAAGCACAAUAA
Molecule: messenger RNA, 2718 nt
Organism: Trichomonas vaginalis G3
Lineage: Eukaryota; Parabasalia; Trichomonadida; Trichomonadidae
Product: condensin-2 complex subunit G2 family
Exons: 1
Coding region: 1-2718 (905 amino acids)
Biological process (GO): mitotic sister chromatid segregation
Cellular component (GO): nucleus; condensin complex
Source: RefSeq, a predicted model, not a curated record